CUAGUCACGUGGGGCCCUUGGAAAGCGGGGGCAUGAGGAGGUGGGGAGCGGCGUCGUGGGCGGAGCCUCCCGGUGGCCCCGCCCACGCCCCGCCCACGCCUGCGCAGUUGCCCCUCAGACGAGCCCGGGAAGGGACACAAUGAGGCACGAAGAGGAGGACCCCAAUGGCGCAGAGCCCCAGCGCGCUCCGGUCUCCCCCCACGGCGAGCCACAGAAAGUGGGGGAGGACGAAGAAGAGGAUGACGAAGACCCCGUGGAGGGGGACGCGGUCCCCCAAGAGUUUGUGGCCAUCGCCGACUACGUGGCCACGGACGGGACGCAGCUCAGCUUCCGCAGGGGCGAGAAGCUGCUCGUGCUGAGGAGGGUGACGGGCGCGUGGUGGUGGGGCGAGCGGGGGGGCCGGCGCGGCUACAUCCCCGCCGGCUACGUGGAGGAGGGCGCGGGGGACUCGGAGCCCGAGGACACCUGGCAGGACGAGGAGUACUUCGGCAGCUACGGAGCCCUGCUGCACUUGGAGAUGCUGUCGGACCAGCCGAGGAUGGCCGCGUACCACCAGGUGAUCCUGCGGCACCGCGACUUCCUGGAAGACAAGGUGGUUCUGGACGUGGGCUGCGGCACCGGCAUCCUGAGCCUCUUCUGCGCCCACGAGGCGCGGCCCCGGGCGGUCUACGCCGUGGAGGCCAGCGAGAUGGCGCGGCACACGGAGCGGCUGGUGUCGAGCAACGGCUUCGCCGACAAGAUCACCGUCUUCCAGCAGAAGGUGGAGGACGUGGCGCUGCCGGGCAAGGUGGACGUGCUGGUCUCGGAGUGGAUGGGCACCUGCCUGCUGUUUGAGUUCAUGAUCGAGUCGGUGAUUUUUGCGCGGGACAAGUGGCUGUCCCCCAAUGGCGUCAUCUGGCCGACCACGGCCGCCAUCCACAUCGCCCCCUGCAGUGCGGAGGAGGACUACGGCCAAAAAGUCCUCUUCUGGGACAAGGCCUACGAGUUGGACCUGAGCUCACUGAGAUCCUUGGCCAUCCGGGAGUUUCUCGCCAAGCCCAAGUACAACCACGUCCUGGAGCCCGAGGAGUGUCUUUCGGAGCCGCUCCCCGUCUUCCAGCUGGACAUGAGGACCGUGCAGAUCUCCGACCUCGAGAGGAUGAAGGGCGAGCUGUGCUUCUGCAUCCAGAGGUCGGGGACCCUGCACGGCUUCUCCGCCUGGUUCAGCGUCGAGUUCUGGAGCCCGGGGGAGGGCGGGCCGCAGCUGGUGCUGAGUACGGGCCCCUGGGACCCCACCACGCACUGGAAGCAGACCUUGUUCAUGCUGGACGAGCCUCUGGCCGUCCGCGCCGGGGACGUGCUCGCCGGCUCCAUGCUGCUGCAGAGGAACCCCGUGUGGAGGAGGCACUUGUCCGUCACCCUGAGCUGGACCAUCACCUCCCAACAGGACCCCAGCUCCCCAAAGGUUGGAGAGAAAACCUUCCCGAUCUGGAGAUGAUCGUCUGUGGGGGCCGGGCCGGCAGGUGGGGCCACAAUGGGGGGGCCUCUUUCCUCUCCCCCUCACAGCCCCAGCCCCAGAGCGGAAUGUGGAACACC
Molecule: messenger RNA, 1575 nt
Organism: Sarcophilus harrisii (Tasmanian devil)
Lineage: Eukaryota; Metazoa; Chordata; Mammalia; Dasyuromorphia; Dasyuridae
Gene: PRMT2
Product: protein arginine methyltransferase 2
Exons: 11
Coding region: 140-1477 (445 amino acids)
Biological process (GO): peptidyl-arginine methylation
Cellular component (GO): nucleus
Molecular function (GO): protein-arginine N-methyltransferase activity; protein binding
Source: RefSeq, a predicted model, not a curated record